AUGUGGCUGUGGAUUUCACCAAGGAGGAGUGGCGCCUCUGGACCAUUCUCAGAAAGAGCUGCACAAGGAGGUCAGAUGCUGGAGAAUGCCCAGAACCUGCUCUCCCUGGGUAAGGACCAAGACUUCCCCUGUUUUUGGGACAACUAUUCCUUUAUUGUACAUCAGAGAAUCCACAAUGGAGAGAAACCUUAUGGAUGUAAUCAAUGUGGAAAGGCUUUCACAAGGCACUCCACUCUUGCUUCACAUAAGAGAAUCCACACUGGAGAGAAACCUUAUGAGUGUCAUGAAUGUGGUACAGCUUUUAGUGUACGCUCUUAUCUGAUUAAACAUCAGAGAAUCCACACUGGAGAGAAACCUUAUGUAUGUGAUCAAUGUGGAAAGACUUUCAGACAGCGAGCUAAUCUUACUGUUCAUCAGAGGAUCCACAGUGGAGAGAAACCUUAUGAAUGUAAUCAAUGUGGAAAAGCUUUCACACAGCACUCUCAUCUUAUUCAUCAUUGGAGUAUCCACAGUGGAGAGAAACCAUAUGAAUGUAACCAAUGUGGAAAAGCUUUCAGAUGCAGCUUCAGUUUUGCUUCACAUAAGAGAAUACACACUGGGGAGAAACCAUAUGAAUGUGAUCAAUGUGGAAAAGUUUUCAGGAGGUCCACGUUUCAGGAAUCAGUAGCAUCCAAGGAUGUGGCUGUGGCCUUCAGCCCGGAGGAGUGGACCUAA
This is a messenger RNA of Dromiciops gliroides (monito del monte), 714 nucleotides long. RefSeq names its product zinc finger protein 2 homolog. The transcript is spliced from 4 exons. Gene Ontology annotation, biological process: regulation of transcription by RNA polymerase II. NCBI's taxonomy places the organism in Eukaryota, Metazoa, Chordata, Mammalia, Microbiotheria, Microbiotheriidae. The coding region runs from base 1 to 714 and encodes 237 amino acids. Gene Ontology annotation, molecular function: RNA polymerase II cis-regulatory region sequence-specific DNA binding; DNA-binding transcription factor activity, RNA polymerase II-specific. The record is from RefSeq and is a predicted model, not a curated record.